Molecule: messenger RNA, 1484 nt
Organism: Xyrauchen texanus (razorback sucker)
Lineage: Eukaryota; Metazoa; Chordata; Actinopteri; Cypriniformes; Catostomidae
Gene: eif2s1a
Product: eukaryotic translation initiation factor 2, subunit 1 alpha a
Exons: 8
Coding region: 153-1100 (315 amino acids)
Cellular component (GO): eukaryotic translation initiation factor 2 complex; eukaryotic 48S preinitiation complex; eukaryotic translation initiation factor 2B complex
Molecular function (GO): RNA binding; ribosome binding; translation initiation factor activity
Source: RefSeq, a predicted model, not a curated record
UUUAACAUGCUGGUGAAAUAGCAGUAAAACGGGUGUACAGUGUCAGAUAUUUCUAACAUUUUUCUUAUUUAUUUAUGCACUUGGAUUUCCAUAAUAAAUUAAAGCACUAAAACUGAACUUCAGUUAACAUUUAUCGAAUAUAUUGGUUCAAGAUGCCCGGGCUCAGCUGUAGAUUCUACCAGCACAGGUUUCCAGAGGUGGAGGAUGUAGUUAUGGUCAAUGUAAGAUCCAUAGCGGAGAUGGGCGCUUAUGUGAGUCUGUUAGAGUACAACAACAUCGAGGGCAUGAUCCUGCUCAGCGAGCUCUCCAGACGACGUAUUAGAUCCAUCAACAAACUCAUACGGAUCGGCCGAAAUGAAUGUGUGGUGGUCAUUCGUGUGGACAAGGAGAAAGGCUACAUUGAUUUAUCCAAAAGAAGAGUGUCCCCAGAAGAGGCCAUUAAAUGCGAAGACAAGUUCACAAAAUCUAAAACUGUAUACAGCAUUUUGAGGCAUGUCUCUGAAGUUUUAGAGUACACCAAAGAUGAGCAGUUAGAGAGUCUGUACCAGCGAACAGCCUGGGUGUUUGACGAGAAAUACAAGCGGCCAGGAUAUGGCGCUUAUGAUGCCUUUAAGCAGGCAGUGUCAGAUCAGUCCAUUUUAGAUGACCUGGAUUUGACAGAGGAGGAAAGGGCUGUCCUGAUUGAUAACAUCAAUAGACGACUCACUCCACAAGCCGUCAAAAUAAGAGCAGACAUUGAGGUGGCCUGCUAUGGCUAUGAAGGCAUAGAUGCAGUUAAAGAUGCUUUGCGGGCUGGGCUGACCUGUUCAACAGAGGCCAUGCCAAUCAAGAUCAACUUGAUUGCACCUCCUCGCUAUGUUAUGACCACGACCACACUAGAACGCACAGAAGGCCUUUCUGUGCUCAAUCAGGCCAUGGCUGCCAUUAAAGAAAAGAUUGAGGAGAAGAGAGGCGUCUUCAACAUUCAGAUGGAGCCAAAAGUCGUAACAGACACAGAUGAGACAGAACUGGCUCGGCAGUUAGAGCGACUGGAGAGAGAGAAUGCAGAGGUGGACGGAGACGAUGAUGCAGAGGAGAUGGAGGCCAAGGCUGAUGACUAGCUUCACCAAAAAGAAUAAACCAGCAUUGUCAUAAUCAUUCAGAGGACUUAAGAGUUGAAGUGAAUUGUUCAUCAUAGCACAAGGACUGAAAAAAGAGUUGAUGGAAAAACUGUUUCAUAAUAACCAGAACUGUGAGCAAAUUGAGGAAAAGAAGAGGAUUUCAUUAAUGGACGUUGGUUGACUUUUGGGAGGGAAUUAUUUUCAUGACAACUGGAUUUUUGCUUUUGAGAACCGCAAUAAUGCAAAAACUAUUUCAUAAAUGUGGUUGUUUUAAAUGGCCAGGUGCCUCACAAAUUCUUGAAAACCCCAUAAUAUCAAUCAACCAGUUUACUUCUGUUUAUCAGAGCCUAUCUUUUUUGUGGAUUCUGAACUAAUUAAAACAUG